CACACCGACAAGAUGCUGAUCAAGUAAGCACAAACGCAUGUCCCCAAUGCAGCGCCUCUUUCACCCCGUCAAGCCCACCGUCAUGAGCUUUGCUGGCCUCGGUUUCAAACCAGACGGCGCCCUUGCCGACAUCUUGCACCCCGCAGAAUGCUGACGUCCACCUCUUUCACUUCCAGAGUCCGCACCCUCACGGGCAAGGAGAUCGAGCUCGACAUCGAGGCCGACUACAAGGUCUCGCAGAUCAAGGAAAAGGUCGAGGAGAAGGAAGGCAUCCCGCCCGUACAGCAGCGCCUGAUCUACGGCGGCAAGCAGAUGGUCGACGACAAAACCGCAGCCGACUACGCCCUCGAGGGCGGCGCGACGCUACACUUGGUCCUCGCCCUGCGUGGCGGCUCGUCACUUUCGCAAUAGAUACCCCCCAACUUCCCACACACACUCUCUCUGUGUCUCUCCACAGCCCUUUUUGUCCAGCUCGACCACCACGAUCGAUAUGAGGGGAAACCGGACUCCAGCCAUGCGUAUGAGUGAGAAAGUUCCUGAGAUGGCACGGGUGUGAUACUUUAGUCUGGUUUUAAUGGGGGGGGG
Microdochium trichocladiopsis is the source of this 585-nucleotide messenger RNA. RefSeq names its product ubiquitin-related domain-containing protein. Gene Ontology annotation, cellular component: nucleus; cytoplasm. The transcript is spliced from 3 exons. Gene Ontology annotation, biological process: modification-dependent protein catabolic process; regulation of proteolysis; protein neddylation. The record is from RefSeq and is a predicted model, not a curated record. Lineage: Eukaryota; Fungi; Ascomycota; Sordariomycetes; Xylariales; Microdochiaceae. Gene Ontology annotation, molecular function: protein tag activity; ubiquitin protein ligase binding. The coding region runs from base 148 to 411 and encodes 87 amino acids.